UACAGUUUUUAUUUAUUCUCAAUUAUUUUAUGAUAAUUCACCACUUAAUUUGUUCCCAAAUAAAAGUGUUUAAAUAGCUGGUUUAACCAUGAAUAAAUAAGUGGCUGCAAGAGCAUCAACAUUCCUGACAUUCCGUAUGUCAAAUAAUCAAACACUGUCGUUUAAGCGGUAACCUAUGUAGAUGAAAUAAUUAAUAAAUAAAUAAUACUAAGUGAUAAUGAAAUAACCUGCUAGUCACCAUAAAACAAAUAAUUUGACUUUAUUAGUAGGCAUACCAUACAGAAAGUUGUGUAAUAUGUGGGACUCUUCGAUGUUUAUGAAUACUUUGACACCUAAGUUCUAUGUAGCUCUCACUGGAACUUCGUCGUUAAUAUCAGGUUUAAUCUUAAUAUUUGAAUGGUGGUAUUUCAGAAGAUAUGGAACCUCCUUCAUUGAACAAUUGUCUAUUACGCACAUCAGCCCCUGGAUAAGCGGAGAGACUACUGAAAAUGUGAACAUUCAUAAUGGAAGUAGUGGUCCAGGUCAAGGGGAAUGUAAAGUUUGGAAGAACCCUUUAAAUUUAUAUAGGGGUGCAGAGUAUCAAAGGUUUUAUUGGGCUACUAAUAAGGAACCGCUUACAUAUUAUGAUAUGAACUUAUCUGCACAAGACCAUCAAACAUUAUUUACUUGUGAAGCUGAUGCUGGAAAGGAAGAGUAUGAAAUAAUGCAAACAGCUUGGAGAGAAAGGAAUCCACAAAUCAGGAUAAAAGCUGCCCAUGAUGCAUUAGAAAAAAAUCCAGAUUGUGCCCCAGCAUAUAUUUUAUUGGCUGAAGAGGAAGCAACAACUAUUUUGGAAGCUGAAAAGAUAUUAAAACAAGCAUUGAAAGUAGCAGAAGCAAACUCCAGAAAGUCGCAACCACUGCAACAUACAGGUCCUCUAAUGGAAGGACAGCAUAGGAGGGACACAAAUGUCCUUAUUUAUAUUAAAAGAAGAUUAGCUAUGUGUGCCAGGAAGUUGGGCAAGUUAAAAGAGGCAGUUAAAAUGUUCAGAGAUUUAACUAAAGAAAUACCUCCAAUUAUAAGUAUUCUAAAUAUACAUGAAAAUUUAAUUGAAGUUUUGUUGGAAAUGCAGGCUUACCCAGAUGUUCAAGCAGUAUUAGCCAAAUAUGAUGACAUUACAUUACCCAAAUCUGCAACAAUAUGUUACACUACAGCUUUGUUGAAAGCCAGAGUGGUUGCCGAUAAAUUCUCGCCAGAUAUUGCCAGCAAAAGAGGUCUGACUCCAGCUGAAUUGUCAGCUGUAGAAGCAAUUCAUCGCGCCGUUGAAUUCAAUCCGCACGUGCCAAAAUACCUAUUAGAAAUGAAGCCAUUAAUAUUACCUCCAGAACAUUUACUAAAGAGAGGAGAUUCAGAAGCUUUGUGUUACACGUUCUUUCACUUAGCCCAUUGGAAAGCUGUUGAUGGAGCAUUGAAUUUAUUACAUUGCACUUGGGAAGGCACUUUUAGGAUGCUGCCCUCUCCUUUAGAAAGAGGACAUUUGUUUUAUCCAUAUCCCACGUGUACGGAAUGUGCUGACCGAGAAUUGUUACCGGCAUUUCAUGAUAUCUCGGUGUAUCCCAAGAAGGAAUUGCCAUUUUUUAUUAUAUUUACAGCUGGUUUAUGUUCAUGUACCGCACUUCUUGCCCUUCUAACUCAUCAGUAUCCUGAGACAAUGGCACUCAUUGCCAGAUCACUAGUACAUUGGAUCUCACUACCAGCUUACUACAUUUAUGAAAAGAUUGAGAGUAUUGUGCCCUCAAAUUUACUUCAACAACUUUCCAGAAUAUAGGAUUUUGCCUAUAGAUUCAUCUAUUAGCAUGUGACGCUAAAUUUAUUAGCAGUUCUUAUUUAUUAAAAAAUUGUGAUUUGUACAGUAUAUUUAAACUAUAUGUUUUUAAAAAAUUGAUCUUAUUUACGAGUAUUUUAAUUGUUCUGGCGUAUUGAAUAAAGCUACAUUAAAGUUA
Aethina tumida (small hive beetle) is the source of this 1982-nucleotide messenger RNA. Its product is annotated as protein ST7 homolog. The transcript has a single exon. NCBI's taxonomy places the organism in Eukaryota, Metazoa, Arthropoda, Insecta, Coleoptera, Nitidulidae. Gene Ontology annotation, molecular function: protein binding. Bases 296 to 1807 code for a protein of 503 amino acids. The record is from RefSeq and is a predicted model, not a curated record.